AUGGCAUCCAAUAUGAUGCCGUACACCGGCCUUGUUCCAUCCUUGGAACGUAUACGUGCCGAGCACAACGAUGACAGCACGUUUGUCAUCUACUUUUCGCAAAGGCUGCGUGUCCUAGCAAACCGUUGUGGACGACAGCGCCAUCUAGGCAAGGCCAUACCGCGGCCUGUUCUCGAGAAGACACUCUUCUGUGAAAUGUUCGAGAUUUGCAAGAGAGAAAGACACCCUCUGCACAGUGAGCUUGCCCGUACGACUCAGUGGUGCGAUCCGUACGACGGCUUCGAUGGUCUCGAGGAGCGCCUCUUGGCAGCUAUGCGUGAGGCCCCUCACGGCCUGACUCGAGCACUAAAGCUGGCAGAAGGCUUGCUAGUCGACGAGAUACCUGGAAAGACCCAAAUCUCGAAGACUGAGCCGCCCAUGACCAAGGCUGUAGGUCUACGAAAUUCGGAGCGUGACCUCAACGACGAUGGCCCUCCCGGCUUGGGUCCGCCGAGUGGACUUCCUGUCGAGAGCAGCUCGGCUGGUAAUGCCACCAAGAGAAGGAAGCGGGAACACUCUGAUCCUAAUCUGGGAGAGAAUCAUGCUGCUGAUGCUGGCGAGGAGGCUGACAUUGUCAUGAAAUGGCAAGACUGUUGUCGCGUUCUCACGACGAUCCCCAAAUCCUUCACCCCCGUCGCAAAUACCCUAGAGACACCAAGCGUCGAUCAUCAGAUGUUCCUACAAGCCCUUGCCGCCGGGCUUGAUGGUCCUGAGAACGUCACCUCCUUCCUGAAUGAUGAGGCUUGCGACGACUCGUGGAUUUGCCUGACUACUCUGUGUGGUAGCAACGACUACUUCAAGGUCAACAAAGCGGAUGGAAAGUGUCUCAUUUGCAACGCUGCUGGGCGCGGUAAAUGCGUACAGGUGGUCAAGCGCCAGACAGGGGCCAAGUACCGAGUUGUUGGUUUCGUGUAG
Molecule: messenger RNA, 954 nt
Organism: Neoarthrinium moseri
Lineage: Eukaryota; Fungi; Ascomycota; Sordariomycetes; Amphisphaeriales; Apiosporaceae
Exons: 2
Coding region: 1-954 (317 amino acids)
Source: RefSeq, a predicted model, not a curated record